GUUUUCCAUUAAAAUUUUCAAUAUUUUCCUUUUAUUCACUAGGUGGUGAUAGCCAGGUGAUUCGUGCAGCCAUGGACCACUGGGAACAGCAUACAUGCUUGAGAUUCGAACCACGAACUUCCUCACACGCCAGUCAGCUAGGCCAUAACACAUAUCUUUCUUUCAUCAAGGGUAGUGGUUGCUGGUCCUGGGUAGGAAGGGGUUCUUUUCAUGCUAAUGGCGAACAAGAGAUAUCCAUCGGAUCAGGAUGCGAAUACCUCGGUAUUGUCGCUCACGAAAUCGGACACGCCAUCGGGUUCCAUCACGAACAAUCUCGUCCAGACAGAGACGAUUACAUCAAUGUCCACUUUGAAAACAUCCAAUCCGGCUUUGAAGGCAACUUCGAAAAGUAUGACUGGAAUUAUGUGACGACACGCAACGUCGAGUACGACGUCGGCUCCGUCAUGCAUUAUGGAUCACAUGGAUUCUCAAGCAAUGGUCAACCAACCAUCACCACCAUCGAUCCUCUUCAGAUGCAUCUCCUUGGUAACCGAGCUGGUCUUAGUAACGCCGACAUCAUCCUAGCCAACCUCAUCUACGGGUGCGACAAUCAAUGUUCGGGCUCUGAGCAAUGUCAGAACGGAGGAUACCAUGAUGCUAACUGCAUCUGUGUAUGUCCUCCAGGUUACAGCGGUGACUUGUGUCAGGAUGGAAGUGAACCUACCACUACACCACCAUGUUACCAAAGAUUGACUGACACACAGGGAGAGAUUACGUCACCAAACUACCCCAGUAACUAUGACAACUACCAAGAAUGCAUGUAUCUUAUUGAGGGAGUUGCAGGAAGUACGAUUGAACUGACAUUUGUUGACAUGGACAUCGAAAACGAGAACCUCUGUCGCUACGACUCCGUCGAGGUCCGCAAAGACAAUAUCAACGCCAUCGGAGAGAAGUUCUGUGGUAGCACCUUACCCCCUGUCCAGAUCUCUAGCAGCAACCAGAUGUUGGUUUCUUUCACAUCUGAUUACAGCAUCACUGGGCGUGGUUUCAAAGCUACCUACGUCAUCCAGGGUGUUCCUACGACUGAGGCACCAACUACCACCCCUGAAACAACUACCAAUCCUCCUGUCGUCGGAACAUGUGGAGGAAGCUUUGAUGACAGCCAAGGUUCAUUUGCAUCACCAAACUAUCCUAAUGAUUACGAUAAUAAUCUACGGUGUGUCUACGUGAUCGAAGUGGAGGCUGAUCGUCGGGUUGAGCUGACAUUCGCAGACUUCUCGCUGGAGAAUCAGAGUACCUGCCGAUGGGACGAACUGGAGAUCGAUCUCGGAGAUGGUGUCAAAGUUCCUAUGAAGAUGUGUGGUUCUGAGUAUCCAGCCGCUUCUUUGGUGUCAAUCGGUAACAGGAUGGAACUAACCCUGAAGACAGAUGGGUCUGUUACUAGUCGCGGCUUCAGAGCAGACUAUCGUGCAAUAGAUUUGUAAAAUCUCGCCUCAAUUGCUUGAAAUAUCGCUGUAAAAUAUUUUAUGAAAAGUAUUUAUGUCCAUACUACAUAACCAUCUCGACAGUUCAGUCUGCAUUUUUACUUCGACAGUGGAACGAAAAUGUGUCCUGAUAUCGCAUUUUUCUGUGUUUUUAUAUGACUUGAAGAGACAGGUCUUCGUUUGUGCUGAUAAUAUUUAUUUGUUGCAUUUUUUUCUCUUGUAUUUGACAAGCGUUAUAAAAAUCGAGAAACUAGAAUUUUGCCAUAUUUAUCAACACUGCCAUAAUAUUUUUUGUGGAAUAGAAUAUAUUUUGGUAAUUAUGUGAGUAUGUACAUGACAAUGGAUGGUAUGCUUCUAAAACAUAGUAGGGAAUAAUAUAAAUGCUUGUAGUUGUAAUGAAUUUGUUUGAAUUUUUAAAACUCGUGUUUUUUAUUCAGAAUCUUGCUCUUAACACAAUGCCAAAUAAUGACAAUUAUUUUGUUUUCGAUAUUUUACAUGUUUUGUACGAGUAGCUUUUAACUUUUAACUUUUUGCGAAUGUUUGAUAUGAUAUUGAUGUAAAAUUCCGUCUGGAACGGCUGGUUGAAAAUAAUCACCUUGAAAAGUUUUUGAAUGAUUUUGAUGAAAACUUAUGAAAUGUAAGUAGAAAAUCUUACAUGUUAUUUAAUAUUUUAACUCAAAUUUAGAAGAAUUUUGUGCCAUUUUAUUAAUUUUGAAUGUUUUGCAUAUUUCAAUGUUCAAGAAAAUAUCCGUCUGAGACGGCUGGUUGAAAACAAUCACUAGUCUUGAAAUCAAUGAUUUUAGUGAAAACGUAUAAAAUUCAGUUUGAUCGAUUCAAUUUCAGUUUGAAUGCAAAGGUUUAUAUUGUAUCUGAAUUUAUGAUAAUUAUGAUGUAAUUAUUAUGAUAAUGUGAUUUUCCGUCAGGUACGGCUGGUUUCUAAAAGAUAUGAAUUAAACUUUAUAAAAAC
This is a messenger RNA of Lytechinus variegatus (green sea urchin), 2430 nucleotides long. Its product is annotated as blastula protease 10-like. Gene Ontology annotation, biological process: proteolysis. Gene Ontology annotation, molecular function: zinc ion binding; metalloendopeptidase activity. The transcript has 5 exons. Lineage: Eukaryota; Metazoa; Echinodermata; Echinoidea; Temnopleuroida; Toxopneustidae. The coding region runs from base 72 to 1463 and encodes 463 amino acids. The record is from RefSeq and is a predicted model, not a curated record.